Messenger RNA from Diospyros lotus (date-plum), 2443 nucleotides. RefSeq lists its product as uncharacterized. The coding region runs from base 173 to 1258 and encodes 361 amino acids. The transcript has 4 exons. Lineage: Eukaryota; Viridiplantae; Streptophyta; Magnoliopsida; Ericales; Ebenaceae. The record is from RefSeq and is a predicted model, not a curated record.
GACCCAACAAAGCCUUUAAUUGCUCCACGUCGAAGCCAUGGAUUCUGAAGCAGUAACGGUUACUCCAUCCAUGAACUCAGAAUCAACCCCAAGUUUAUGCUCCGGUUAUCAAUCCAGCUUCUAGUUCCAUUCGACUUCAUCGAAUCUAGCGUUUAUCUUCCCAUUUUUCGCCAUGUGUGAUAGCGUUUCUUCAGUAACACUGCCCCUCCUUUCUUAUUCCGCCAUUGGAUCAUCGAAUUCGAGGUUUAGUACAAGUAAUUGCAUGCCUCCGGGUGCUCGCUCCCUCCAGGUGUUUUCCUGUAGUUCCGAUAGAAAUGGCGGGUGCCGUUUGACCGGGGCUUGUUUCAGGUGGGACGGAGCCGGGCCCAACACUGCAAAAUCGGCGAGUUCACUGAAGGCAAGUCGAAAUCCGAUCCCGUCCGGGUCCAGUGAAUAUGAUUUGUACGGGAAAUUAGGGUUUAAGGAGAAAGAGAAAGAGGAAAUUGGGCUCGGAACAGAGCAAAGAAUAGAGAAACAGAAGAGGGGAAGUGAGAUCGAUCAGUUCAGUGUCAAUUUUGUCGAAUUCAACGAGGAGACGGGGGCUAAUAGCGUGGAAAGAUUGGAAGAUGAGGAUUUGGUUAAAACUGAAGAGGGGAAUGAUGGGUUUGAUUCGAAGUUGGAGGAAUGUGAACAAAGCGAUGUGAUUAAGGGGCCAAUUGCCACAAGGAAGGGAAGACAAGUGAUGAGAAGGUCGAACUUGGUUGCAAAGCAAGUCAUAGGCUUGCAAUCUGCUCUUAGUUUGGGUUUCGUCUCCCAGCUCUGGGUUGACACAGUCUCUUGGCUGGCAUUGGUCGUAGAGGUCCGGCCAACAUUGUUUUCAGGAGAAGUAGAUAGAUUUUUUCUGGAAGAUGUUAGUCAGGUUGGUGAUGUUGUGCUAAUCCAUGAUGACUGUUUGAUGGAAAACGAACUGCAAAUUGUUGGCCUGGAAACAUUGGAUCAGAGGACCGGACGGACGAUUGGCACGGGGCUUGAGUCUCAUGGCCUCUACUAUCUAUCUUCCCCUACUUCCUCAGUGGUGUGCACGACGACUACUUCCCCACUACAGGUCCAUUGUCGACUGGGGCACCCAUCUCUUCCCAAUCUCAAGAAGAUGGUUCCCAGUCAUUCUCGUAUUUCUUCCUUAGAAUGUGAGUCUUGUCAACUUAGGAAACAUAGUCGUAGUUCUUUCCCAAGUACAGUCAAUAAACGUGUUAGUUCUCCUUUUUUAGUAGUCCAUUAAGAUGUAUGGGGUCCUAGUCGUGUCAAUUCAAAAGACGGUUUUCGGUAUUUUGUAACAUUUAUUGAUGCUUUCUCUCGCACUACAUGGCUAUAUUUAAUGAAAACGCGUUCAGAAUUAUUUUCAGUAUUCACUACAUUUUGUGCUGAAAUUAGAACUCAAUUUAAUUUGCCUAUCCGUGUUCUUCAUAGUGAUAAUGCUCUUGAAUAUUUGUCUCUCCCAUUUAAAUCUUAUAUGGCAUCUAAUGGGAUUCUUCACCAAACUUUGUGUCCUAGAACCCCACAACAAAAUGGGGUGGCUGAAUGCAAGAAUCGUCAUUUAAUUGAGACAGCUCGCACGCUUCUUCUUCAUAUGCAUGUUCCAAUUCAAUUUUGGGGUGAUGCUGUCUUAACUGCAUGUUACUUAAUUAACCGCAUGCCAUCUUCUGUCCUUAAUGACCAGAUUCCUCAUUCUGUUCUUUUUCCUUGAGUUGACUUACAUUCUCUCCCCCCUCGUGUCUUUGGGAGUACUUGCUUUGUUCACUAUCUUGCCCCAGGUCAUGAUAAGCUCUCUGCUCAUUCCAUCAAAUGUGUCUUUAUAGGUUAUUCUUGCCUUCAGAAGGGGUAUCAUUGCUACUCUCCUCAAUUCACUCGAUAUUUUUUUUCAGCAGAUGUUGCCUUCUUUGAGUCAUCUCCUUAUUUUCCCUCUUCGUCUGAGGUCUCCGAGUCCGUGUCUGUUGGCUUACCUUUGCCUGUUCCUUUUCUUGACCUUUCAUUAUCUCCAUCUCCAUCGCCCGUUACCUCUCGCCUUGAUCGCCCCGAUCUCCAGGUCUAUCAAUGGCAUCCACAACUUGUGACCCAACCAGCAUUGCCUGUCAUCACUAGUCCAAGGGAGCCUUCUCCUGACUCAUCCUCUAUGCCGGUUAGUUCUUCCUCCUUUGGUUCGUCGCCUUCGGCUUCUAAUCUUGACUUACCUAUUGCUCUUUGUAAAGGUACUCGUCAUCGUACCACUUUCCAUCCCAUUUAACACUUUGUUAGUUAUGAUUCUUUGUCCCCUGGAUAUUCUGUUUUCAUUUCGUCUUUAUCUUCUGUUUCUCUACCUAAAUCUAUUCCCGAAGCUCUUUCCCAUCCAAGGUGGUGGGCUGCUAUGGUUGAAGAAAUGUUUGCUUUACAUUCCACCGGGACUUGGACUUGGUAUCUCUUUCUAAGG